UAUUGUAUAUAUACAUAUUUUUAAAAUUACAGUUGAAAACUAAGCCUAAUGUUUUGUGACUUUAGUUCAAUAUAAUAGUGGUGGAAGUUUAUGUAGAAAUGUUUCUUGCCCUGUAGUUCUCUGUUUUUUUAUUUCAAUGGUUUUGUAGUUACUAUGGUCCAAGUGGUUGCUUGAAGUCAGACUGAAAGAUGAAUAGCUGAGGCUUUUUACAGGAGGAUCUCUACAGAGGUUUUUGUUGAAGCGGUCAAUGACAUCUUACAACCAGAUGGCUUAUGCAUUCUGGAAAGACAUGAAAAAGUUGUUAAGUAAGAUCAUUCUGUAAUAAGUGAUUUUAUAAGUGUUGAAAGGGCUGAUAUGCUAUCUCUGCUUAUAUUUCCACCUAUAAAAAAAGUAAUUCCUAGCACUACAGAAAUACCUAAUACAUACUGGGUAAUAACGUUAUCCUUUCAUUUAGUGCUGUUGGCAAUUAUUAAUAAAUAAAUAAUCAUACAAUAUAAUAUAAUAAUUACAUAGGUGAGACUGAAAUAUGAGUGCUCCCUUAAAUCUGUCUUUAUUGUAUUUACUUAGUUUAGCUAGACCUGCAAAGAUCUAGCUUUUUCAUUCAUUUAACCACUACUAUAUAUCAACAAGGAUCAGCAAACUAGACUUGAAGGGUUGGAUUGUAGAAUUUGGUGAGGUGCAAAAUUUCAACACAACCCACAAACUGCUUGAAUAAAAAUCAAAAAUCGCUAGUGAUUCAAAACUAGUGUGUCAGUCUUACAAAUAAAUAUGUAAACUACUGAACCGAAUAUCAUGGGUGCAGUCUGUAAAUGAAAAACUGUAGUACUCUUAACUGUUUCUUAAAUAUAUUUUGCCUAAAAUGCUUUCAAGGAAAUCUGGUUGCAAUGUUUAAACCUUUGAGCAAUUCAUAAAAAUUAAAAUGUUAAAAUGAGAGUUACAUUAAAGAUGUGCAUUAUGCAUGUUUAUAAUACUAAUUUAAGUUAGAAUUUCACAUGAGAAAUAGAAAUAUUAACAUUUUAGGAGACUUUCAGUUCUUAGGUGAGACACAGUAAUAAGGUGUAAACCCUAGUCAUGGAGAUUCAAGUUCUCAACAGCUAGGCAGUACAGACACUGUAAAACAUAUUCAUUUUCAUAUUGGAUUCUCAUGAUCACAAGCUGGGAACCUGAAUGGAUCUGCUUCAUAAUUUUAUUUGAUUUCCUUCUGUGGAUUAAAAGAUAUUCAGUCUACCUGGUGACAAUGAUUUUUCAGAAUAUCAAUUAAAAAAGGACCAUUGGCCACUGAAAUGGCAAGUAGGAUAUUUUCUUCUGUUCUCUUGUUUGUGCAAAGCGAUCACUGCUCAGCUUCACUAUUCAAUUUUGAAGAGGCAAAGGAAGGCUUCUUGGUAGGCAAUACUGCAAAGGAUCUGGGUUUAAGUAUUCAGGAUCUAGCAAAGAGAAAUUUCCACAUUUCCUCUGUUACUGCAGAGCAUUUCUUUAAUGUGAAUUUAAAGAAUGGGAACCUGUAUGUAUCAGAGAGAAUAGGCAGAGAGUCCGUUUGUGAAAUUACUAUUUGAAUAUUUUUCAUGUAGAAAUUGAAAUUCAAGAUAUAAAUGAUAAUUCUCCAACAUUUUUGAAAGAUAAGAUUAAUUUGGAAAUUACAGAACUGACCCAUCCUGGAUGCGGUGGAUCCUGAUAUUGAAAUGAAUUCUCUGCAAGCUUACAAUAUCAGUAAAAAUGAAUAUUUUGCAUUAAAUGUGAAAACCAGCAGUGAUGGAAGAAAGAUCCCAGAACUAGUCUUAGAAAAACCUUUAGACAGAGAAAAACAAUCUGCUCUUCAAAUUGUUUUAACGGCUUUAGAUGGUGGUAUCCUUGCUAGAACAGGUAUAUCAGUGAUUAAAAUAGUUAUAAGUGAUAUCAAUAACAAUGCCCCAUUAUUUUCCAAAGAGCUGUACCAAGUACGCUUGCCUGAAAGUGCACCAGUGAACACACUUGUUAUUCACAUAAAUGACACUGAUGCAGAUGAAGGUGUAAAUGGUCAUAUCACAUAUUACUUCAGCCGCAUCACAAAAGCUGCUCAGCAAAAAUUCACUAUUGAUUCUCAAACAGGUGAAAUAAGGACAAAAGGGACACUAGAUUUUGAGAUAACAAAGGCCUAUGAAUUGAUUGUGGAAGCACAGGAUGGGGGUGGCCUGUUUUCCAAUGCUAAAGUGGUUAUUCAGAUUGUAGAUUCAAAUGACAACGCUCCAGAGAUCAUUCUGACAUCAGUGUCUAACUCCAUUCCUGAGGAUUCGGUACCUGGCACAUUAAUUGCACUGAUUCAUAUUCAAGAUAAAGACUCUGGUGAAAACAGUUAUGUCUACUGUCAACUUAUAGAUCCUUUGCCUUUUGAAAUAAUUUCCUCAUCUAGCAACUAUUUCAAACUUCUCAAUACAAGUUCCUUGGACAGAGAAGAAAUGCAUGAAUAUAAUAUUACUAUUAAGGCUUCAGAUACAGGAUCCCCUCCACUGUCCACCACCAAAACAAUUGAACUUGUGUUAUUAGAUGUAAAUGACAAUCCACCAGUUUUUGACCAAGCCAUUGUAUUGUAUAUAUUCAAAAAAAACAAUCGAUCAGGUUCUUCUGUAUUCCAAGUGCAAGCCUCUGAUCCAGAUCUAGACAAUAAUGCAAAAAUAACUUAUUUAGUUGUUAAUACAAAUACAGAUAGUUUUCCUGUAUCUUCAUAUAUUUCAAUUAAUUCCACGAUGGGGGUGCUUUAUGCACAGCGGCCAAGUCUAAUUAAUUUAAUAAUUUUAUAACACUUAUGCACUUUGAGCAGUGGAUCAAUUGUAAAGGAGUUAUUUAAUCAUCAUCAUCAUCAUUUAUUUAUAUAGCGCUGUCAAGAUACGCAGUGCUUUACUGCAGUUAUAGC
Xenopus laevis (African clawed frog) is the source of this 2887-nucleotide messenger RNA. Its product is annotated as protocadherin gamma-B7-like. The coding region runs from base 1680 to 2774 and encodes 364 amino acids. The record is from RefSeq and is a predicted model, not a curated record. NCBI's taxonomy places the organism in Eukaryota, Metazoa, Chordata, Amphibia, Anura, Pipidae. The transcript has a single exon.